This is a messenger RNA of Hemicordylus capensis (graceful crag lizard), 839 nucleotides long. It is a transcript of the gene CEACAM19, whose product is annotated as CEA cell adhesion molecule 19. NCBI's taxonomy places the organism in Eukaryota, Metazoa, Chordata, Lepidosauria, Squamata, Cordylidae. Bases 1 to 816 code for a protein of 271 amino acids. The record is from RefSeq and is a predicted model, not a curated record. The transcript is spliced from 7 exons.
AUGCAGGAUUGGGUGAUCCAGGGCCCCUUUUGUAAGGUGUGUCUUCUAGCAGUCCAAGCCGUCGCAAACGUCUCGGUCGUCUCCAUCCCUGAGACCCCACUCGAGGGUCAGAAUGUCACGCUCUCGGUGGAAAAUGUGAUGGGCACCAUCCGUCAGUUCGACUGGUACCGAGGGCAGGCGACAGACGGGGGGACGAGGAUCUUCACCUACUUCCCCGGAUAUGGCCGUCCUCAGCGUAACGGGGUCCAGUUCACCCAGAGAGAAUUUGCUUUACCCAACGGGUCCCUCCUCAUCAGUGGAGUUCGGGCCUCCGACGCCAAGCCUUACACGGUGGUCAUUUUGGUCCGGCCCAAAGGAACCCUCAAGGGGACGAUUGAUCUCAGUCUGGCGGGCUCAACCACCAAGCCACCCCCCGUGACGUUCACCUCCCUGAAACCCCCGGCGAAGGAGCCAGCCAAGGUCCCUUGGAUGAUGGGCUGGAUAGUGGCCGGAGUCGUGGUCGGCAUUCUUCUGGCUGGAGCCUUGGGGGCCGCCGUGGUUUACCGCUUUGUCCUACAGAAGGCAGAUCCGGGCUCAGGAGUGGCAGGGAAACUGGACGCAAGAGUCAAAAAGCCACCAGUAUCUAAACAUGAUGACAAGGAACCCAUUUACGAGGUGAUGGAUUCGCCAGUGGAAUCACCGAAGAUAGACGGGAAAGGGCCUCCCCCUAUCCCGGGGCCUCAACCUCCUCUGCCAGGCACUGGCCCCAAGCUGGACUCAAACUACAUGGAUCUGCUGUGCAGGGCAGAAUCAAUCUAUUCUGAGAUCAAGAGGUGAUGCCACAGCUUGAACUAUGCUUC